Molecule: messenger RNA, 2380 nt
Organism: Telopea speciosissima
Lineage: Eukaryota; Viridiplantae; Streptophyta; Magnoliopsida; Proteales; Proteaceae
Product: heat shock 70 kDa protein, mitochondrial
Exons: 6
Coding region: 111-2144 (677 amino acids)
Biological process (GO): protein refolding; cellular response to unfolded protein
Cellular component (GO): cytoplasm; mitochondrion
Molecular function (GO): ATP-dependent protein folding chaperone; ATP binding; misfolded protein binding
Source: RefSeq, a predicted model, not a curated record
CUCGCUAUUUCAGGAAGUUCGUAAAGAAUAAAACCUCUGUGAAGCUCUGUUAGGGCACCGAAGCAAAAACCCUAGAAUCUUAAAACCCUAUAGCUGCCUGGAGCAGACUAAUGGCAACUUCGGUUCUCCUCCGAUCGCUGAAGCAUCAUUCCUCUUUAUCAACGCAGAGAUGCCUUGCUGGUAAUACCAAGACACUGUGGGCUUCCUCUCCGCUGAGUCAUAAAUGGGCUAGCUUGGCCAGACCAUUCAGCACCAAGCCUGCUGGGAAUGAUGUCAUUGGUAUUGACUUGGGGACAACCAACUCCUGCGUUUCUGUUAUGGAGGGAAAGAAUGCAAAAGUGAUUGAGAAUUCUGAAGGGGCUAGAACCACACCAUCAGUUGUGGCCUUCAGCCAGAAGGGUGAACUGCUUGUGGGAACUCCAGCCAAACGUCAGGCUGUGACCAAUCCAACCAACACAGUUUUUGGGACCAAACGUCUGAUAGGAAGACGUUUUGAUGAUCCACAGACACAAAAGGAAAUGAAGAUGGUUCCGUAUAAGAUAGUUAAGGCUCCUAAUGGAGAUGCAUGGGUUGAAGCCAAUGGGCAGCAGUAUUCCCCUAGUCAGAUAGGUGCAUUUGUUCUGACCAAGAUGAGAGAGACUGCUGAAUCUUAUUUGGGGAAGACUGUCUCCAAAGCCGUAAUUACUGUGCCCGCUUAUUUCAAUGAUGCUCAGAGACAGGCGACAAAGGAUGCAGGGAGAAUUGCUGGUUUAGAUGUACAAAGAAUUAUUAAUGAGCCAACUGCUGCUGCACUUUCUUAUGGGUUAAAUAACAAGGAAGGUCUUAUUGCAGUCUUUGAUCUUGGUGGUGGAACUUUCGAUGUUUCUAUACUAGAAAUCUCAAAUGGUGUUUUUGAGGUGAAAGCAACAAAUGGUGACACAUUCUUGGGUGGGGAAGAUUUUGACAACACCCUGUUGGAGUUUUUAGUGAGCGAGUUCAAAAGAACAGAGGGAAUUGAUCUCUCAAAGGAUAGGCUUGCCCUGCAGAGGCUUAGAGAAGCAGCUGAGAAGGCUAAAAUUGAGCUUUCAUCAACAUCCCAGACUGAAAUCAACUUGCCAUUCAUUACAGCCGAUGCAUCUGGUGCGAAACAUUUAAACAUCACUUUGACAAGGUCGAAGUUUGAGAGUUUGGUGAACAAUUUGAUUGAGAGGACCAGAAAUCCCUGUAAGAAUUGUUUGAAGGAUGCUGGCAUAUCUACCAAGGAAGUUGAUGAGGUUCUUCUUGUUGGGGGGAUGACCCGUGUUCCUAAAGUACAAGAAGUAGUUUCAGAGAUUUUCGGUAAGAGCCCCAGUAAAGGGGUGAAUCCUGAUGAGGCAGUUGCGAUGGGUGCUGCUAUUCAAGGCGGUAUUCUCCGUGGAGAUGUCAAGGAGCUGCUUCUUUUGGAUGUUACCCCUCUAUCCCUCGGUAUUGAGACUCUCGGUGGUAUUUUCACCAGAUUGAUAAACAGAAACACAACUAUCCCCACCAAAAAGAGCCAGGUUUUCUCAACAGCGGCAGACAAUCAGACACAGGUGGGUGUCCGGGUGCUACAAGGUGAGCGUGAAAUGGCUUCGGACAACAAGCUCCUUGGUGAGUUUGAUCUUGUAGGUGUUCCACCUGCUCCAAGAGGUGUUCCCCAGAUCGAAGUCACAUUUGACAUUGAUGCCAAUGGUAUUGUUACUGUCUCUGCAAAGGACAAGGCAACUGGGAAGGAACAACAGAUUACAAUCCGAUCAUCUGGUGGUCUCUCAGAGGAUGAGAUUGAUAAGAUGGUCAAGGAGGCUGAGAUGCAUGCCCAGAAGGACCAAGAGAGAAAAGCUUUGAUUGACAUCAAGAACAGUGCUGAUACCACCAUUUACAGCAUAGAGAAGAGCUUGGGUGAGUACCGGGAAAAGAUACCAGCAGAGAUUGCAACUGAGAUCGAGUCUGCGGUGGCAGACUUGAGAAAUGCAGCAUCUGGUGAUAACAUUGAUGAGAUCAAGUCAAAGCUUGAUGCUGCAAACAAGGCUGUCUCCAAAAUUGGUCAGCAUAUGGCUGGAUCUUCUGGAGGAUCUGGAGGGUCUCACGGUGGCGAUCAACCCCCUGAGGCAGAGUACGAGGAAGCGAAGGAGGAAGCAAAGAAGUAGACGUUAAUCUGUUUUUAGAGGGAAAAAAAAUCAUCGAUAAUGAGUUUCUGGGUGAGAAUUUGUUUACUGCAUAUGUUUCUAGAGAGAGAGGGAGCCUAGGUACCGUAGCUCUUAAAACUUGUAUUUUUUUCUGCACAAACAUUACGGCUAGUGCAGAAGAUAUUGCCUCAUAAUUUUUUUUUUGCAUUCCAAAUAUACUUUGCAGUAUCUGACUAAAGAGGCGAUCAGUUUUGUCA